UAGCCAGGAUGGUCUUGAUCUCUUGACCUCGCGAUCCACUCUCCUUGGCCUCCCAAAGUCUGGGAUUACAGGUGUGAGCCACUGCGCCCGGCCAAGACUCUGUCUCUUAAAAAUGCAGUUCCCAGGCCUGGAAGUUCUGAUUCUGUGGGAUUAGGGGAGGAGCCAGGCCACUCUGUGAGUGAGCCUCUCAGCCACUCCAGGCCCAGUUGAGCCCAGCACACUAAAGAUGCCAGCUCUGAGGCCCAGGAGCUGUGGCCCGCUCCAUUUCUGCGGUUCACCACAAAGAGUUGGUGGCUUUAUGUGGUGGAUCUUUUUUAUGGGGUCUGGGUUGGCCUUGCCCUGUGCGUGCCUAAGUCCGUCCCCUCUACCAGCUGGGCUAUUCUGAGCACCUGUAGGGAGGGGAUGCCUGGGCUCUGGCCUCUCAUUGGUUGGAUGCAGCCUCCGUGGCUGUGCAGUUUGUACCUGUGGGGUUGUGGGAGGGACCAGUGAACCUCAUGUACGCCGCCAGAGGGGCCCCAGCCCCGCCCCUUUCACUAGUCUCGGGGCAGAGCCUGGGUGCAAAGAUGCUGCCUUUGAAGAUGGAAAUCGGUAAAGGACGUCGCCACCCGGCAGCGCCUCCGGAUGCCGCCCACCGUGCAGGUCCUCUUGGCGUGGUCUGGGGGGCCUUCGUCCAGUUCCAUGGUCUGGCAAGUCCUUGAGGGCCUGAGCCAAGAUUCUGCCAAAAGACUGCGCUUUGUGCCGGGGGUCAUCUUUGUUGAUGAGGGAGCAGCCUUUGGCAAGAGUCUAGAGGAGAGAUCAAAGACCCUGGCCGAAGUGAAACCCAUUCUGCAAGCAACUGGGUUACCAUGGCAUGUGGUGGCCUUAGAGGAGGUGUUCAGCCUGCCCCCGUCGGUGCUUCGGUGUUCUGCCCAGGAGCCAGCGGGAUCCGAGGGGGCCUACAAGGCGGCUGUGGACAGCUUCCUCCAGCAGCAGCAUGUGCUGGGGGCCGGGGGUGGUCCUGGCCCGACUCAAGGGAAGGAACAGCCACCCCAACCCCGACUGGACCCCCAGAGCCUGGCAAGACCUCCUGCCGCUGCCCAGACCGAGGCUCUUUCCCAGCUGUUCUGCUCGGUGAGGACACUGACGGCCAAGGAGGAGCUUCUGCAGACACUGCGGACCCACCUGAUCCUGCACAUGGCCCGAGCCCACGGCUACUCUAAGGUCAUGACUGGGGACAGCUGCACACGCCUGGCCAUCAAGCUCAUGACCAACCUGGCGCUGGGUCGAGGGGCCUUCCUGGCCUGGGACACGGGCUUCUCGGAUGAGCGGCACGGGGACGUGGUGGUGGUGCGGCCCAUGCGGGACCACACCCUGAAGGAGGUCGCUUUCUACAACCGCCUGUUCUCCGUCCCUUCUGUUUUCACACCAGCCGUCGACACCAAGGCCCCUGAAAAGGCCAGCAUCCACCGGCUGAUGGAGGCCUUCAUCCUCAGGCUGCAGACCCAGUUCCCCUCCACUGUCAGCACUGUGUACAGGACAAGUGAGAAGCUGGUGAAGGCCCCUAGGGACGGCCCUGCUGCCAGCGACUCCAGCCCCUGCUGCCUCCUCUGCAUGUGCGCCCUGGAUGUUGAUGCGGCUGAUAGUGCCACGGCUUUUGGGGCUCAGACCUCCUCACGUCUCUCCCAGAUGCAGUCACCCACCCCCCUGACUGAGACCCGGACACCCCUGGGGCCCUGCUGUUCUCCAGGGGUGGGCCGGGUCCAGGGCUGUGGCCAGGGGGCCUGCAGGAGGGAGGACCCCCAAGCCUGCAUCGAGGAGCAGCUGUGCUACAGCUGCCGCGUGAACAUGAAGGACUUGCCCUCACUGGACCUCCUGCCGCCGUACAUGCUGGCCGAGGCCCAGCUCCGCACACAGAGGGCCUGGGUCUUGCAGGAGAUCCAGGACUGUCUGAUUGAGGACAGUGACGAUGAGGCAGGCCAGAGCUGAGCCUGAGGAGGUGCUUGACGAGACAGCAGGCGGUGGCCGCCUGGUGCAGGGCCCACCACACUGGAGCUGGAAGGCAAGGACGGGGGACUGGCUUCUGAUUGUCCAUUUGUAUAAAUAAAACAUUUUUAAUUAAAAAA
Molecule: messenger RNA, 2102 nt
Organism: Rhinopithecus roxellana (golden snub-nosed monkey)
Lineage: Eukaryota; Metazoa; Chordata; Mammalia; Primates; Cercopithecidae
Gene: CTU2
Product: cytosolic thiouridylase subunit 2
Exons: 13
Coding region: 622-1965 (447 amino acids)
Biological process (GO): tRNA wobble position uridine thiolation
Cellular component (GO): cytosol
Molecular function (GO): sulfurtransferase activity; tRNA binding
Source: RefSeq, a predicted model, not a curated record